This is a messenger RNA of Laccaria bicolor S238N-H82, 750 nucleotides long. RefSeq lists its product as uncharacterized. Bases 1 to 750 code for a protein of 249 amino acids. Gene Ontology annotation, cellular component: mitochondrion. NCBI's taxonomy places the organism in Eukaryota, Fungi, Basidiomycota, Agaricomycetes, Agaricales, Hydnangiaceae. The record is from RefSeq and is a predicted model, not a curated record. The transcript is spliced from 4 exons. Gene Ontology annotation, molecular function: GTP binding.
AUGUCUCUUUCCCGCGUCAUCAACCAUGGAAAAGAAAGACUUGGUAAUUGCCUUUUGAGGCCAAAGACAGCUGCAUCUUUAGCAGGGUACUCGACGUCAGCAAAAGCAGCGGUGGAGAAGAUUUUCGCUGAUUCAAAGUCAGCUGAAUUUGUGGCGGGUGCAGGCUCCGCCACGUCGAUACCCGACUUACAUGGUUUACCUGAGGAGAUCAUACCAGGUCGUGCAAACGCCGGUAAAUCCUCCUUAUUCAAUUCCGUUCUGGGAAGGACGUCUCUACUCCAUACGAGUAAGAAACCGGGGCACACGCAGCAAUUGAACUUCUAUCGCGUCGGCGCGGAACCAGGAAAGCUCGUCCUCGUGGAUGCGCCAGGGUACGGUGCCCGAGGAAGACCACAAUGGGGCGAAAUGUUUGAUGGGUAUCUCCGGAGCCGAAAGGAACUACGCCGUGUUUACAUCCUCUUCAACGCUAAACACGGUCUAAAUGGAUACGACACCCAGAUGCUCUCUCAUCUCUCUACGUUUCUUGUCUCGCCCUCUGGAACGCAGCCCUUUACUCUCCAAGCCGUGAUAACCAAGAUCGACACUGUGCCGGUGGGCAAGGUCCAGGGGUCGUUAGAAAAGAUGCGCAAAGACAUCUUCGCAUUUGCACCCCUUUGUCUUCCUCCAAUCGUAACAAGUUCGCUUAUGUCCCCUCCUUUUGGGAUUGAUCUGGUAAGAAGGAAUAUUGCUGAAGCCUGUGGGCUUCUCUGA